UAUUCUGGUUCUAUGGCCUUGCUCUUUAAUUUUUGUCCUUGUCCGCCCAUAUUUUGAUAUUUGACUCCACGAUCAACAUCCUGCAAAUUGCACCAGCCUUGGAUUUGCUGACGUGUCGGCUUCAUCUGCUCAUGCUCGAGCAGAACCAGAUAGCCCAACUGACAACAUGGCUGUAAAUGUAUCUCAUGUAUACAUUUUACUUGUAUUUAUUAAUAAUUUCAUAUCCAAUGCCGCCACCGAAAGGAGAUUCUCUGACUUCAAACGAUGUGCCGACGAGGAAUGCAGUCUGCUCCUGUGCCGGGGGAAAGCAUCAAGUGAUUUCACUGGACCAGACUGUCGGUUCCUGUCUUUUAAAAAAGGAGAGACGGUAUAUGUCUACUAUAAACUCUCAGGCAGAAGGACAGAUAUAUGGGCGGGGUCUGUUGGUAACCGCUUUGGUUACUUCCAUAAGGACCAACUCGCAAUCAAUCACAUAUACACCGAAAAAGAAUUGGAGAUUCCUGCUCAGGAAACCGACUUUGUUUGUUUCGACACCGGACACGAUAAGUUUGACAGUUAUGACAUUGAGUCACUGUUAGUCUCCUCCUUAUUGUUAACGGACCAAGACAAGUCUGUACAAGGAACCACAGAGACUUUAGACCGAAACAAAAGUGCAGAGAGCACCACAGUGGAAGUGGAAGAGCCUCCACCUGAAGUGACUCUGUUAGAAAACGAUGAGAUUGAUAGUGAUGUUCCUGAGGACAUUGAUAAGGUUUUAGAGGAGGUUUUAGAGGAGUUUCCAGAGGAUAAAGAUCCAGGCCUUUUUGAUCCUUUAGAGUCCUCUCUACCUCAGCCUGAAACUGUAAUUGAAGCUCUUGACGCAAAAGGAGUUGAAUCUAACACAGUAGUUGAGCCCAACACAGUAGUUGAGCGCACAGCUGAGAGGAUCAAAGAUGACCUUCAGAAAUAUCAGCUGAGGACCGAGGACUCUGUGCCGGACAGUGUUGUUGAACCAGAGCAAGGUGAGGCUAAAGAAAGCCUUUCAGAACCUCUAUCCAAAGAUGAUCCUGAGUUAGAGAAUGCACCAGAUGGUUUUUCAGAAGGCAGACCUGUCCCUGAGUUGAAAACUAUACUUGGAACAACUUUUGAUGCUGUCACCUCCGAUGACGAGGAAACUAGGAAAGUGACUCCAUAUGACGAGGAGGACGAGGGAAGUGACGAGGGAAGUGAAGAGUUUGAAUAUCAGCAGGAUGAGAAAAGUGAUUAUCAUCUUAGGGAAACUCCAUUGCUGGCUUUUUCUGAAGAACAUUCUAAUUUAGAACACAAGGACAUUCUGGAAUCUGAGCAGACAGAUGAGGAAGAGAGUCCACCAGAGACAGCUGAAAAACAGGACUCCAAGGACCUGUGGUCUUCAUUAGGUGAUACAGUUUUUAACAUUGUCAGUGGUGGGGAAAGAACAGCUCAUGUUACAGGUUCAGAGGAAGAGGAUGACGACGAGGAUGACGAAGGUGAGAUUGCACCAGAGGAGCCUCCCAAAAUUGAAGAACCCAAGGAGAAUAUACAGCUGCUAGCCAACGACCCAAAGCAGGAGCCAGAGGUAACAGAACAGCCACAUGAGGAACCUGUAGUUUCUAAUUUCCUUGAGGAGGCUGUCAAAAUGCCUGAUGUGGAAUCCCAGACUUUGCUGUUUGAGGAUGAACCUGAAGGUCACAUUGAACCUUCAACACCGCCUGCUGAUGAGGUGAUUCCUUUUGAACAUACUGAGGAGGCUUUAGCAGAGAAUCUUACAGUAAAUGAAAGCCCAGUCCCUAAACACGUCUCACAGACAGAAAUGCUCUCAGACUUUGAUAGUAAUACUAGCGACUCAGAACAGACGCAAGCUGUUGAAGAACUCCCCAUACAAAAAGAACCCAAGGAGAAUAUACAGCUGCUAGCCAACGACCCAAAGCAGGAGCCAGAGGUAACAGAACAGCCACACGAGGUCAUCUUUGAGGAACCUAUAGACUCUGAUUUCCUUGAGGCUGUCAAAAUGCCUGAUGUGGAUUCCCAGACUUUGCAGUUGGAGGAUGAACCUGAAGGUGACAUUGAACCUUCAAUACCGCUUGAUGAUGAGGUGAUUCCUUUUGAACAUACUGAGGAGGCUUUAGCAGAGAAUCUUACAGUAAAUGAAAGCCCAGUCCCUAAACACGUCUCACAGACUGAACUGCUCUCAGACUUUGAUAGUAAAACUAACGUAUCAGAGCAGAAACAAGCUAUUGAACUCCCUAUACAAAAAGAGUCAAGAGAUUUCUCACAAGUAGAGAAUAAAUUGAAACGAGGUGGUACAGAGCUUUUCAGACGAUUAAGAGGACCUAACGUCCCAGAUCCAACUAAAAACACAAUGGUUAAAGAGAGGCAUGAAGAACUCCCUGUAGACAAGGAGGAUUUGAUAGACCCAGAGAACUUGGAGAUUGAAGAAGAAUUGCUAGAGGAUGAAAAUGCAGCAUUGUCUUUUUCAUCCAAAACCGAGUACACUGAUGAGGACAAAGAAAGUAGAUUGGAAUUUGGGUCAGAGCAAUCCAAUAAUGCUACAGAAACUGAGGUUGUAUCUAGUGAUGAGUUGGAUGUUGUCCAAAUUGAGGAGGCUAUUGACAUAGAACCUGAGGAGCAUGACAUAGAAGAUUCAGAAAGCGCAGGCUUGGAUCAAACACAUACACCCUCACUUGAAGACAAAGUUCCGGAUCUCCUUUCAGGCCAAGAGCCAGAAUACAGUGAUAAUGUGUUGAGGCUGACGCUACUGCGCUCCCACUUCAAGGAAGAGGAUAUGGCGCGCUUCCAGAAGAUUCUGGGUCUUCAGAACCUCUUCAGGGUGGAGUUCUUGUUCUCUGACCUGGAGCAGGAGCUGAAUGCUGCCCUGAUGUCACAGACAAACACCAGUGAGGACAUUGAAAAGGUGCUGGAGGCCAUUUUGGAGGCCUCUGAGACUCCAAUCCUGGAUGAGAUUGAGAGUAUGCUGGAUGCCCGGGAGAAUGCUGAUGUACAGCAGGAGACUGAGUUAGAUGAGGAAGCCACCAUCUUGGACAACUUCCAAGAGUUGGCGUUCACCCUGCAUCAGAAGUACUCAACGACCAGCGACAGUUCUCCCUUGGCAGAGGACAGUCAACUACACCCUGACACCGAUGGGGACGUGUCUGAUGCAGAGGAAGAACAGACGUUCCCGCACUCUGUGGGGGACAUAAAAGAGGACAACCUCACUGUGACGGAGACGGGUGAAGAGACUAAGGCACCUGAGGAGAAGCCUGACCAUGAAGGCCACAACAGACCAGAUCUGGAUAUGGGUCUUGAGGAGGAUGUGGGGCAUUUUAACAGAAACCAAGACAAUCAGCCAGAAGAAAUCCAAAGGGGCCCUCAAGCUAUUUUGGAAAAUACCUUGGACAUGGGACUUGUUGACAUGGAGCACCCUUCCUCAGGCUCUUUGGAGUCGCCCCCUGUUUCUGAUUUCCAGGAAGAGGAGCAGAGUGGUUCAUCAUUCGUAUCGGUGUUAAUUUUCUCUGGUAGUCUAGUCACCCUGGUUUAUGAGUACCUUGGAAUAUAUGCUGUUAUGAUGGUCACCUGCCUGCCAGAGGAAUGGAAGCCAGGUCCAGACUUUUACGGCGUGUCCUGGGAACCCGUGCUGGUCACUGCAGGCGCCGGGUUCAUCGGCUUCCUCUUCCUCUUUUGGAGGAGCGUUCUAUCUGUCAAAAGGAAGUCCUAUCUAACUACUGAAAAAGAGAUGGCAGACAGGAUGAAAACAUUUGAACAAGAGAAGGAGGAGAUACUCCUAAAGGUUGCUGAACUGCAACAACAGGGUGAAGAACUCAAAGAAAAGAAAAGGCUGUCUGAGAAAUCGGCCACCUCAUCUCUGGAAAAGAUCCUAGAAUUAAAAAAUCUUGUGCAAGAGAUGGAGAGACAAAAUGAGUGCCUGGAUGAGGAAAAGAACUUGCUCGCCAGAUCCUUUGACGAAGAGCGGACAAAGACAGCGAAACAUCAAGAUAUGAUGUCAGAAAUGGACAAAACUAUUGAGAAGUUGAAGCGGAGCAGAAAGAAGACUCAGGAGGCUCUCUCAAAGGCUACCAUCCUGAUGGAAGAAGCCAAGCUCCGCGAAGAUGCACGCAAUGUCCAGCACCAGGUUCUGGAGAAGGAUAUCGCCACCCUGAGAGAGGAGAACAUCUCGCUGCACCAUGCUGCCAAUUUGUGGGAGGAGAAGCACAGGGAGAUGAGUGAGCAGAUCAAAGUCUACCAGAAGUCCCAGAAAGACCUGGAGGACUCCCUUGCUCAGAAGGACCACAACGUUGAGGUUUUGUCUGACCUCCUGGGAGACCUCGAGGCCUGCGACGACCUGAAAGGAGGCGUCGUGGCUAACGGGGAAGCCGCUAAUGACAAGCAGACCGUCAUCCGAAACCGCAUUAAGCAAAUGAUGGAUGUCACUCGGGUCCAGACCACUCUUUCUGUCGUGGAGGAAGAACGCGAUCGCUUCAUGACCAAGCUGCUGAACGAAGAGAAAGCCAGGAAAGAGCUGGAAGAACAAUACCAGAAGCUGGAGCAUGACAUCUUGUUGGUGAAAAGUGAUAAGAACCACCUGGAGAACCAGUACAAGACCCUGCAGCAGAAGAACGAGAUCAUCACAGAGAUGUACCAGCAGAAGGAGAACGCCUUGCAGCAGAAGCUAACCAAGGAGGAGUUUGAGCGUCGCAACAACGAGGACAGGCUGACUGAGGUGGACGGCAAGGCCCUGGAGGCCGAGGAGGAGGUCAAGGUGUGCAGGCAGCGUAUCAAGGAGAUCCAGGAUGAACUGAAACAGACUGAAAAGUCCUACAAAGCCCAGAUCAUUGAGCAGGAGCAGAAAUCCCAUGAGAACUGGGUGAUUGCACGCGCCGCAGAGCGAGCUUUGUUAGACGAGAAAAAGGAAUCAACUAACCUCCGUAUCAAACUGACGGAGAUGUCCAGCAAGCUGAAUGAGCUCCGUAGGCCUCUAUUCAAACCCACCCCUGGGAUGGCUCCCAUGCCACUCCGACGAGGUGACUCGUACGGGCCCUCGCCCGUGAGCGGAGGUGCCCCGUCCCCCCCUCUCAUGAUGGAGGGUCCUGGGCGACCCCCCUCUGCCCCUGUGGGGAGAAGGAACGAGCCCUACGGACCACGACCUCCAUCUGACCCUCACGGUCGUUACCCCCCUGACCACAAACACCCAGUGGCUGCUAGACCUGACGCCAUUGCACCACGGACAUCCUCUCCAAGCAGUCUGGACAGCUCGCAGACCGCUCCACCACAGUCACAGGCUGAGGCCCAGGCCUCCACAGAGAACCCAGAGGCAAACUCAGGACCUCGGGGCCCUGGCUCCCUCUUGGUCUCUCCUAUCAGCUCCCCCCCCGACUCAGGCCCCGGCCCCCUCAGCCAUCCCUCCGGACUCUGCUACCGUCCUCCUCCUGGCCCUGGGCCCCACCACAUCCCUCCUCCCCCACUCUUCAUGCCUCCCAUGUACCGACCAGCCAACGGACCUAACGGACAGCCAGGCAUGAUGCCUCCCGGACCCCCACCACCUAAUGGACACCCACCUGGUCCCAUGAUGCCACCCGGACAGCGGCCUCCACCUCCUGGUGCCUACGGCCCCUCACACCACCGGGGCCCUCCUCCACCUCACUAUGGACCAGUGCCUCCCCCAUUCGGUGUUCGCGGCGGCCCCCCUAUGGCCCGACCCAUGGGACCACCGCGUCCCUACAUGCACUACGCACCACGUGAUCACUCCAUCCCACCCCAGCACCUGCCCACAGGAGCGGCCCCAUACCCUCCUCACGGCGGCCCCAGAGACUUCCCUGGGCAGCCCCCCAUGCAGCAGGCCCCCCAUGGGCAUGACUCUUCUGUGGGUCCCCAGGGGCAAGACUACAGCUCCCAGCAGGCAGCAGCUACCCCCCAGCCCCAGGACUCAGUCAGCUCCUCCAUGGCAGAGCCUUAGACACCCACCAACUAUGUCAGAGGGCUUGGAUACCACCUGCUACCAUUAACAACCCGGCUAUGUCUAAUCAACCACGAUUUCUCUUUAUUUUUCCCUUUUCCUUUAGAUUUAAUUUGGAUGAAUUUUUAUAUAUAUAUAUAAUAUUAGUGCCAGUCAGAAGUUUGGACACCUACUCAUUCAAGGGUUUCAUUAUUUUUACUAUUUUCUACAUUGUAGAAUAAUAGUAAAUGCAUCAAAACAAUGAAAUAUCACAUAGGUAAUCAAGUAGUAACCAAUAAAGUGUUAAAAAAUCCAAAUAUAUUUUAGAUUCUUCAAAGUAGACACCCUUUGCCUUGAUGACAGCU
Molecule: messenger RNA, 6291 nt
Organism: Salmo salar (Atlantic salmon)
Lineage: Eukaryota; Metazoa; Chordata; Actinopteri; Salmoniformes; Salmonidae
Gene: mia3
Product: MIA SH3 domain ER export factor 3
Biological process (GO): endoplasmic reticulum to Golgi vesicle-mediated transport; protein secretion; vesicle cargo loading
Cellular component (GO): endoplasmic reticulum membrane; endoplasmic reticulum exit site
Molecular function (GO): protein binding
Source: RefSeq, a predicted model, not a curated record